Magallana angulata is the source of this 3318-nucleotide messenger RNA. RefSeq names its product ankyrin repeat and SOCS box protein 2-like. Bases 538 to 3318 code for a protein of 926 amino acids. Gene Ontology annotation, biological process: intracellular signal transduction. Gene Ontology annotation, cellular component: cytoplasm. Gene Ontology annotation, molecular function: protein binding; chromatin binding. The record is from RefSeq and is a predicted model, not a curated record. The transcript has 17 exons. Lineage: Eukaryota; Metazoa; Mollusca; Bivalvia; Ostreida; Ostreidae.
AAAUCAGUAGAUUACUUUGUGUAUCGACUCUGUCUCAUCAUAUGAAGAAAUGCCUUACGGAAUUUCUGAAUAUAAUGUUUUUUAAAGCACAAUUCAAGUAAAAGCAAAUGUUUUAAAAUGUUAUACUAUGGUCUGGAAGCCACUUUGCUUUAUCAUUGUUCAUGUUGUUUGUCUUAGUUGGGACAUGUCAAAAAGUGUUAAACGACAAAUGUGAAUGCAUCACAGUUUGAUUAGUAUGCAAAUUCACAAAAUUUAUAUUCAGAAUUUUUUAUGUAAGAGCAACCCCCCCCCCCAAAAAAAAAUAACAAAACAAAAUAAAAAGCCCAAAACUGAACUAGGGCCUACUCAGAUCCGUAAUCUGAUCUUUAAGGCUUAGUGUAAUGAGGUAUAUGCUUUGGUCAGUUUGCUUAAAUCCACUGAUAAGUUGAUGUGAAAAUGCGUAUUGGUGACCUCUUUGGAAAACAAUAGGAAAACCAGGGAAUGAAAAAUCUCUGUAGAGGUUAGCUUUGUGCUUCUUUGUGAAAUGUGACCUGGCAAAUGGAUUUUACUGAAGCGUAUACAGACUCCUGUUCCUCUGUUGGUUUAGCAGCAAGAAUCGGAGACUUGGUGUCCUUGCAGAAUCUGAUAUGGCAAGGUAAACAUUAUGAUGUCCGUGACAACAGAGGUUGGACAGCUGUACAUGAAGCUGCUUAUGCAGGGAACACUGGUUGUCUAGAAUUUCUCCUUAGACAAGAAGAUUCUGAUGUGAAUUGGAAGACAUUUGAGGGUGAGACAGCCUUGCUACUCGCAGCGAGGGCGGGGCAUCUACAAUGUACCAGGAUGCUGCUGAAAAACGGAGCUGAGGUUAAUAGUCCAACAAAUGAAAUGUACACACCACUGUUUGAAGCUGUAAAUGCAAACAGUUUAAGCUGUGCUAAAUGUUUGCUGCGGCAUGGAGCUGAUGUGAACAGACAGGUGUUCACUGGGUACUCUCCCCUACAUUUAGCCGCAGAGAAAGGGUACAGUGGCAUGGUGGAAUUACUGCUGGACCAGGGGGGUUAUCUAGACCUGGAGGCUGACCAUAAACUUACACCCAUAUUUUUGGCCUCUCAGUUUGGACACAUACACUGCCUUGAAACUCUGCUGAAAUGUGCCAAAGACAGAGGUCAGCUUGAGGCUGUCAACAAAACCACCACUGACAAUGCCACACCCAUUCUGAUCGCGGCACAGGAGGGCCAUGAGGACUGUAUCAAGCUCCUUCUCACUCACAAUGCCAACCCCAACAUCCCAGUCACAGAGUACAUGGGUGUGGCAGCACAUUUUGCCAUCUACAAAGAGCAUGCAAAAUGCCUAAAAGUCCUGCUGCCUGUGACAGAUAGAGACUGCUUGUACAGAAAUGUCAGUAAAAACAUGCACCCGUUAGUGAUGGCUAUCCAGGCAUCGAGCACUGAAUGUCUAGAAAUGUUGAUGGAGGAUGGAAUGGAUAUCUGUACUAAGCUCCCACUUGGAGUGUUCGCUCACUUCAACCCUCUCUUCACAACUCUGCAGUACAGUACAAAUGUGUCCAUUCUUUGUCACGUGGCAUUGAAUUGGACACUGGUUGGUGUCAAGUACUUGCUUGAUAAAGGACUUCCAUGUAAUGCGCAGACACCAGAGGAGUUACCUCCUUUACUGAUGAGCCUUGCUUCUGACAAUAGUGAUCUGUUUACCUUGCUUCUAAAAUACGGAGCUAACCCCAAUAUCUAUCAUUCUCUAGCCAAUGGUAAUGUGACAACAUUAAUGGCCAUUGAGAGAGAUGUAAAAACGUUGUUAACAGUGACUUCAGAAACAGGUGUGAAGCAGGAAAUCUUUGGGAAGUAUCUUUGCAAACUUAUCUUAUGUAAAGCUGAUUUGGUGAGCUGUAUCAGAGACACUGACAAGGACCAAGAGGUGUUCAAGUACAACUUGUACCAGGUGCUGAACAAGUGCAGCAUGACUGUCAAUCUGUGGCCUGUUCUGACUUUGCUGUUCACGUUCUGUACCAACUUGUCCAUCAGUCAGGAGUUCAAGAAACAUGUUUAUAAUGAGGAAGUCAUCUCUUACUUCAAUACCAUUGAAGAUUCCACACAGAGCCUGGCCCAUGCCUGUAGACGUUCCAUUGUGAUAGAGCUUGCGAGGAAGAGGCGAUACCAGGAACGUCACAUCCGUUCCCUUCCUAUCCCCAGUCUCCUCCAAGAAUAUCUGCUUUUUCUGGACUAUGGACCCAAAGCUAGUUCUCUCAUCACAAUGCAGCGAUGGACUGUUCACCUGGAGGGUGGACCCCGCCGUGUCAAUCAUGCUGCUGUUGCUAUUGGUGACAAGAUUUACAGUUUCGGAGGGUACUGUACGGGUGAAGAUUAUGAAACAACAAGACCCAUGGAUAUCCACGUCCUAGAUACAAUAUCACUUAGAUGGACAUUGAUUCCCCCUGCCAAAGAAGAGGAAUGUGUCCCCUACCAGCGCUAUGGCCACACUUGUGUAGGGUACCACAACAGUGCAUAUAUUUGGGGAGGCAGAAAUGACAAAGAUGGAGCUUGUAACAUUUUGUAUGCUUUUGACAGUGCUUCCCUAAAGUGGUCGACACCAAAGGUUAAUGGAAAGGUCCCUAAUGCCAGGGAUGGGCACUCAGCCUGUGUGAUAGAUGGAAAAAUGUACAUAUUUGGUGGCUAUGAAGAGCAGAUUGAUCGUUUCUCCAAUGAAGUCCAUUGUUUGCAUAUGAGUACAUUUAUGUGGGAACCAAUUAAUGUGAAGGGUACGCCAGCUCGAUGGAGAGACUUUCAUUCGGCCACAGGGUUAGGUAAUCUGAUGUACGUGUUUGGAGGUCGCAGUGAUUAUGGGGGAGAAAUCUUUACCAAUCACGAGAUAUACUGCAAUAAAAUACAGGUGUUUGACACCUCAACAUCCACUUGGAUGGAACCUGUGACGUAUGGAAUCCAGCCCAUUGGUAGAAGGAGCCAUUCAGCAUUUGUUUAUAAGGGAAAUCUGUAUAUUUUUGGAGGUUAUAAUGGCCUUCAUGAUCUUCAUUUUCGAGAUAUCUUCAGAUUUGAUCCAGUGAGGAUGCAGUGGUCUAUGAUCAAGGUUAAAGGUCAAGGACCCACAGCAAGAAGAAGACAAUGUUGUUGUGUGAUAGGGGACAAAGUUUAUUUAUUUGGGGGGACAAGUCCUAACAGUGCAGAGAGCUCGGAACCCACUGAGAGUGAUCUUAUAGACCAUUCUGAUCUCCACAUCCUGGACUUCUCCCCUUCACUGACAACACUAUGUAAACUUUGUAUAUUAGAAAACAAAAUAGAUGUCAGCAGUCUGCCUAAAACAAUCAGGUGA